CUCGAUGUCAUCAAUACAAUAUAUUACAUGUUACUUGUUGUGUACCUGCUCUGUGUUUCCCUGCAUAUCACCGAGGACGCCAUGUCGACUGUUCUUUUUUUUGGAAUUACAUUCUGCCGUAAAGCGAAGCGGACACGAGUUUUUUUUUCUUCUUCUCGUUUUGCGACAGUGACGUCCAUGGGCGGCAGUUUUUCUUCACGCCACAAGAUGGGAGUCUCGUCCCGCGAGCAAUGUGGAGACAGAAGGUCCAACUUUGAAGGAGCAGCCUGGUCUGCAGGAGACUCAGAGGUCACAUGAGAAUCGAUGAGGAAGAGAGGGCUGCACAGACUGGACCUCGCUGAAGCAGCACACCUCAUGAGUACGGGCAGCCAAGCGUCAGAGCGGCGCUUCAUAGACCCUCCUCCUCCAAUCUGUUAGGUCAGAUUUGAUCAAGAGAUGCCAGGAGAUGGGAAAAGAAGGGAAAGAGACAUGGGGAAUGACGUGCAACAAAAGUCCCUGCCUGGUGUCAAAGUAGGAAUAGUCAACCAGGUCCCAAAAGAAACAGGACAUAGGAUUGGGGGUGGGUCUGACUGAGAGUCCAUCCACUGUGUGCCGACCUUCACCUGCAACCAUGCACCGAUUGCACGUACCAGCUGUCACAAGGCCUGAGUCGGAGGUUUGGAGGUGCAGCAGGAUGCGAGGUGUACUGCCUGUGUGCGGAGCGCGGCACCUGCUGACCUUCCUCCUGCUUCAGACUGCAGUCUGUGGCAUGACCAGUGCUGAUGCCGUGGUGAAUAUGCGCAAAGUGACCCAUCAGACGAUAAGUGAGGAGCUAUCCAAAACUGUUCUCCUCCCCUGCCUCUUCACCCUCCGCCCCAGUGCCAGUUCAUCCCAUGAACCCCCCAGGAUCAAGUGGACUAAGGUCUGGGGCCAAAGAGGCUCUGACGGCCUGCAGAAGGAACAGUCAGUCCUGGUGGCUAAAGACAAUGUGGUCAAGGUGAAGAAGGCCUUCCAAGGUCGUGUGACGUUGCCUGGUUACAGCAUCAAUCGCUACAACGCCAGCCUUGCUCUGACCGGGCUGCGCUCCAGUGACUCCGGUUUGUAUCGCUGUGAGGUGGUGGUGGGCAUCAAUGAUGAGCAGGACACGGUUCCCCUGGAGGUCACAGGGGUGGUAUUUCACUACCGGGCCCCUCAUGACCGCUACGCACUGUCCUUCGCUGACGCCAAGAGGGUCUGCGUGGAGAACUCGGCAGUCAUCGCCACGCCAGGCCAGCUGCAGGCUACCUUCGCCGAUGGCUACGACAACUGUGAUGCUGGCUGGCUGUCGGACCAGACUGUCAGGUACCCCAUCCAGUCGCCUCGGCCUGGUUGCUAUGGCGAUCGCGAGGACUCACCUGGAGUGCGUAACUACGGCAAUAGGUCCCCUGAUGAGCUGUUUGAUGUUUACUGCUUUGCUGAGCAGCUUCAAGGCGAGGUCUUCCACUCCACAGUACCGGAGAAGCUGAGCCUGGCGACAGCCUCCACCCACUGCCACUCCCUGGGCGCCCAGCUGGUGACUGUCGGGCAGCUCUAUCUUGCCUGGCAGGCCGGUCUGGACCAGUGUGAUCCUGGCUGGCUGGCGGACGGCAGCGUGCGCUACCCCAUCAAUGUCCCGCGGAAGAACUGCGGUGGAGACGAGCCCGGGGUGCGGACCGUCUACAACAACCCCAACCGCACCGGCUUCCCUGACACCACAGCCAUGUUCGACGCCUACUGCUACAAAGCCCACCAACAAGCAGGGAUCCAGGCUGCAGAGGCACAGGCUUUACACCACACUGCCAACCCAGCAGCACAGGCCUUCUCCUCAGUCACUGAAGCCCAGCACAGUUCCCUUUUCCCCGAGACUUCCACCUGGACUGGCCUGGUCGAUUUGGAGAAAGCAGGAGCGCACUCCAUUGCCGGAAUCAACAACUCCUCCGAGAUCUCUGAGGAGCACAUUGUCAUCCAUCUAAGGCCCGAGUUGGGUUGGAAAGAAGGACAGGACGGCUCAAGUAGCAGCCAACUCAGCCAGGAGACUGAUGCCCGAAACGGCAGCAACACCUUGGGCCUUUCUGACCCAGAGAGCAUAGAGAGUCAUGGAGGUUCUGCCCAUGAGGAAGAAGAUGGCAGCUAUUUUGGAUCUGAAAACCCGAGAUUAUCCACCACGGCUUCUUCAACUGCCCAGCCUCAAACCACGAACAGCGUGUUGGCUGAGUUUGUGAACACUCUCAUGAGACCCUUUAGGUUCUGGACUGGAAGUGGGGAAGGUGAAGACAUGGAGAAGGGGCUGUCAGUGCCUGAGGAGAAAAUAGGAGAGAACCAGACGCAGGGUGAAGCACCCAGCAGAAACCUUAGUGUACCCAAAGCCAGCAGAACAAACAAGGGCAACAUUGACAACGCCAUCAUGGAGCAGAGGAGCGGCAGUUUUCCUUUCAGGGCUCCUACCAGUCUACAGUCGAGUCCAGUGGAAGGUCUGUCCGAGCAAGAGAAAGAGGUGAUGCCGUUGUUUCGAUUAGUGCCUGCAGUCCUUAGCACAGGGCAAAGCGAUACCAGCACCCGGCCAGGAGAACGAGCCUCCAGCACGUCUGCUGACGCCCCGCUGUCCACUGCUAACGAACUCACUGCAUCAAGUCCUGAUGAGAAAUCACCUCCUAGUGAGCAUGUCAACAUAUCCGGCCCUCAGGGACCCAGAGGAGGACCAGGCUUUGCUCCCGCCCCCAGCAGCCACUUUCAGUGGGCCAUCGAGUCCAUGCAUCGCACCAAGCUAGGACCCCAUGGAAACAUGGCCUAUGUGGUUAAACGUCCCACCUGGGAGCCCAUGGAAGCCAAAGCAGGGCCCCUCGAGGUGAUGACCAUCCCCAGCUCCCUCCGGCAGGACAGCCUAGAAAAUUAUUCGGGUGAGGGAAAGGAUCGGGACAAAGACGACGCUACCGCUCAAUCAGCUGGUAGAACGGUGUCAGGGGAGGAGAGGGAGGUAGAGGGGAGUGGAGAGGGGAGCAAAUUCCCUGGUGAGUUUGGAGUUAAAAUCAACAACUUGGACGGCAAUGGUGUCAAGUUGAGUCCUGAGACAGAGUCUUCACUCAGCCAGAGUGAGCCUGUGACUGUGGCCGAGCACACGACUCUGUCCCAGUGGCAGCUGGUGGAACAGCCCACCACCUCAGCUCAGGGCUCCCAGAAGACAGACACAGCAGAGGAGGCGGUGGGGGAGAUCUUCUUCGUCCGCCGUCCCACUGACAGCCUCUCCUCUGCCCCCUCAAACAGAGGAAAAGGUAGUUCCAGCCCAGGCUUCACUCCUGUUUUUAGGAAGCACAGCAAAAGCACAAGCGGCGAGGAGAUGGCGACCUCCACACACGAAGCCUCGAUGGAGGUGCUGACAACCACUGAGGUGACCACACCCAACCUUCUGAUGACCAGACACACACAGAGCACAGGUCCUGCUUCCACAGAAAACCCCUCUCACAGCUCCCCCACAGAUGAACCAUCCAUCUCCAUUUCAUGGGUUCAGGAGGACAAGGAGAAAACAACACCCGACCUGCAGGAGGAUCGAGCUACUCCGGCACCUAGUGUGGGAUCUCAAACGACUACGGGAGUCAUUCAGUUGACCACUGCGUCCACCUCCAAAGUUGGCCCCACAGAAGUGGCAUCCAGGUCUGCAGUGUCUGAAUCUUUCAUCGUGGGAAGUCGGUGGACACCUUUCAAGGGCCUGAGCCAAAAGUCGGAGGAGCACAAAGCGGAGGAGACGACGGAGAACAAAGACACAAACAACCCUUUCAGCAUCCUCAUACCCAACUGGGCCUUCGGUCACAUGCCGUCAGUGGAGAAUAACCCAUGCCAGACCAACCCCUGUCUCCAUGGAGGCAGCUGCCUGCAGGAAGGUGACGGCUAUAGCUGCUACUGUCCUCAGGGCUUCUCUGGGGAGAGCUGCGAGAUCGACAUUGACGACUGCCAGUCUAAUCCAUGCCAGAACGGAGGAACCUGCAUCGAUGAGAUCAACUCCUUUGUGUGCCUUUGUCUGCCCAGCUACGGAGGAGCUACUUGCGAGAAAGACACUGAGGGCUGCGAACACACGUGGAGGAAGUUCCACGGCCACUGCUACAGGUACUUCAGCCGCAGACACACCUGGGAGGACGGCGAGAAGGACUGCAGGGAGCACAGUGGUCACCUGGCCAGCAUCCACAGCCUGGCUGAGCAGAACUUCGUCAGAGGUCUGAGCCAUGACAACACCUGGAUCGGUUUAAAUGACCGAACAGUGGAGGACGACUUUCAGUGGACUGACAGAAUGGACCUGCAAUAUGAGAACUGGCGAGAAAACCAGCCAGACAACUUCUUCGCCGGAGGGGAGGACUGUGUGGUUAUGAUAUCUCAUGAGAAUGGCAAAUGGAACGACGUGCCCUGCAACUACAAUCUGCCCUACGUCUGCAAGAAGGGAACAGUGCUUUGCGGAGCCCCUCCCCCCGUGGAUAAUGCCUUUCUGAUUGGUCGGAAGCGCUCCCACUACGACAUCCACUCUGUAGUGCGCUACCAGUGUGCCGACGGCUUCCUGCAACGCCACGUGCCCACCGCCAAGUGUCGCGCCAACGGCAAGUGGGACCGACCCAAGAUCAUCUGCAUAAAAUCAGCACGGCGAGCCCACCGCUACCGGCGCCACCACCACAAGGGCAGGAGGGAGCGCAGGAAGCACAAGAGGCACGGCCACAGAGAGGGAGGCCACCACGGGGCAGGAGAGCCGGGCCAGGGCCACAACCACGCCCACUUCUGAACCCGGAAGAAGAAACAACCCCCUUUUCCCUUUCUCCUCUGCUGCCAACGGCAGCCUGCCUGUCUCCCUGUCGUCCACAUUUCCCCAAACCCUCCUUCACUACCUUACAGCCCAAAACUCUCUACCCAAGACCCCCCCCCCUCCCUCCCUGCCCUGCCCUUAGCUCCCCCCCUGGCUCUCCGAGUCAGCCUGUAUCAUAGUCGAGUCUGAGGCCUGCCAAAGUGCUGCCAGGCUUUACCGGGACAAAAACAACUCCCUUUAUACUCUUUCUACUUUCUUUUCUCUGUUUCACUUUCUUGUCCUAACCUGUCUGUCUCUCACCCACCCUCUCACUUGACCCAGUUACUCUCCCUUUCAAGCUCAACAAUGACCUGAAACAUGGGGCCACGGUGACCUGUUUUUGAAAAAAAAAGAAACACCUUUGAAAUCCACAGCGAACAAUCUCCAGAGAGAAGCGGUUUGGUACAAACUGUAAAUAGGUGCAUCGCUGAAAAUGCCAUAUCAGAAUCAGACGAGUCAAGGAAGAUGUCAUGUUGUUGACUUGGGCCUUUUGUCUGUUGAACACACAUUGGUUGUUUUUACAAAUUGUGUUGAUUUCUUGACUCUGCUGCCUUUGGUUUGCUCUUUGUGAGACACUGUACUUGACCUACAACGACAUGACGUUAUAACAGAUUUCACUGAUUUUCUUUGAAUCCGAGGCAGUUGUGAUUUAAUAAUUUGAUUGUUAGCGUUGUUUCUUAUUGUCGGUGUAAGACCAGAUGCUAAAACCCCCAGAGGAGAAUGGAAAAACACAUCACGUCCCAAUUCGGUUUCAUCACGUCACAUUACACAUCAGUCAAGUUUCCAGAAGUGUCAAACAAUCUCAAACAUCUCUCGUCGUGUUCAGACUUCUCGCUGCCUCUUGCUGUCAAGGGUUAAUCCGAGCGCUUGAUCUCAGUUUGUCUCAUCUUAGCUCAGCGUUCCCAUAUUUGCUUUGCCUUUCCUCAUCAUUUGUGCUGCUGUAGGAACUGUGUGCUGUGAAUUAAUCAAGGUGAUGCAGCAGGGUCACACAAGUUGUUCUUAUUCAUCUGUUCGUCCUUUGUGUUUGAGUUCUACUUUUUUGGUCUGAUGAGAAGAAAGGCCGUCAGAUUCAGAGAGAGCCACCUCUCAUGCCAUGGCCGGCGCAGGUCCAUGCGUGGAAUUUGGAUGCACUGCAAAAAAAGAAAAACACACAGUGUUUAUUUUGAUAUUUAUGGGCUGUUUCUGGCCACUUGGUGUACGUCUUUUGGCUCUGUUUUGAAUUCCACCAACCUCUGAGUUACAUCUCUGGCUCUUAAAAAGAAAUCCACUGUGUGGUAGGAGUUAUUUACUUAGUCUGUCCGGUAGAUGGUGUGAAGUAGGUUUGUCUGAAACUUAUUUUUAUUGAAAACAACUGCUUGCUGCAGAUGCAGUUCACUCUAAUGAGAGCAGUGAGAGUGAAUCAUAAUGGGUGGUAACUGUUUGGUGGGGUUUGUCACCAAGAGCGUUGCCUUUUCAAAUUGCAUAUUAUCAUUUUAUCCAUAACAUUAUUGAUUGGAGCACCAUUAAACACUUCAUCAAAUGACUGAAGAUAAGGAUUUAUGCAGUUCUCUGCCCACAUAACCAGCCCUCUAAACCAGGACAUGGACAUGUGGGGGGAACAGUCCCGACCGCUUGUUGAACCAAAGGUGUGCUCUGAGUGUGUGUGUGUGUGUGUGUGUGUGUGUGUGUGUGUGUGUGUGUGUGUGUGUGUGUGUGUGUGUGUGUGUGUGUGUGUAUGUGUGUGUGUGUGUGUGUGUGUGUGUGUGUGUGUGUGUGUGUGUGUGUGUGUGUGUGUGUGUGUGUGUGAAUGAUUGAGGCCGACGACAGUGGCUCAGGUCCCACAGGACGAUGAUAGAGAGGGGCAGCAGGGAUUAAGGUUUCCCCAUUCCUGGGGCAGGCGGAGUCUCGCAGCUCCCUCCACCUGUGCCUGCUGCUGCAGCAGCAUGUCCUGCUUUAAAGAGGGGAUUGAGAUGAACAGAACAAGAACUUUGCUCUCCGCUCCCUCCACUUUAUUGUGCUGGGUUGUUUUUUUUUAAAGCUACCACUUUAGCUUCUGGGAUUAUAUCCCAAACUCUUGUUCUGCGUUUUUUCCCCUCCACCACCUCUCCUAGCACUUUUCAUUUAUCUCCCUUGCACAAUAUUCUUUUUACUGUCACUGACUUUUUACAUCAGAGAAAUAGAGGAAGAUAGGCACAGUUAAAUUUAAUUCAACCUGCUCUUUAUUGCUGACGGAAUACACGCAGCUAUUUCGGCAGCCUUUCAAACAACUUGUUAAAAGAACACUAAAGGGGGAUUUAUAAUAAAGUCACGAGGUAAAAGAGAAGAGAGAAAAUCAAUGCUGGGCACAUUAAUUCUCUGCCUUUGUUUGUCUGUUCUCACCUUGGCAAUGACAACAGUCCUCUGCAUGGGGGGGGGCAGUGAUCCUACACCUCUUUAUCAGUCUAAUUAAUCUGCUGCAUGCCUAAUGAACGAGUUGCAUUAUCUUCAGAACCACAGAGGAGCGAUGACAAGGGAAGGGUUAGGGUGACGGACAGCCAGAGGAAUGUUUAGUGUGAUGGACAGGAGGCCCAGAGAAAUGUCACAGCCGUCAAACCACUGACGUUUCUCAGAUUCAUAGACUGCUGUGGGCUUUCUUUUUUCCUUUUUUCUUUUUUCUUUUUUUUUUUUUGAAAAUGGAUUGACCACGGUUGGACGAAUGAAAGGGCAGACAGGAGCUCCUCUCACGGUAAUUCAAAUCUGAGUCGCCGUCCUCCUGAGACAGAGUAAUUACAUUUUGAUCCAUCACAAACUUUCUAAAAAAAUUAAUAAUGUGAUGAAGUUGAUAAGGAACAAAAUUCGGACUGGAAAACAUUGAGGACACAGUUUUGGGACAAAAUGAAAUGAAUAGAUUACUUGUUGAACUAAUGAUUAAUCUGCUCUUCUAUCUUGUGCUGGUGCUUUUUGUCGCCUCUGCAGAGAUUAUUAAGUCUACAACAAAAACACCACACAUUCAUGCAAAUCAUCUCCCCUUAAUGAGAUGCUCCACACUGAUCAUUAUCUGGUCGGAAAAAAGUUUGAAAAGUUCGACCUGACUUCCUCUGUCUGUCUAUGCCAUGUCUAAUAAAAAUAGACAUUGCCUAAGCAGAUCUGUUUGGUUUGUAAUGGGGAUGUUGCCUUCUGGGCCGUGUGGUACCUCCUCGCAGUGAGGGCCUACACUUUGUCCUUUUUUGAAAGGUGUUACGCUUCCUCACAGCAUCUCUCUCACAAUAUCACUUUAAAGCCCCAGUGUGUAAUUGUUUGUAAUUCACCCGACAGGGGACACUUUAUGGUGGCGCACCGCUAAUGCUGUUUCUGGCAGCGCUGAAAAUUCAACGCGAGUGCGACGUAUUCUGGACUUUUUUGUGCAACCGUGAGGUCCACCUGAUUUCAAAGUUGAAUGAGUUAAAUAUAGUUGCAGGUGAUUAUACAUAAAUUAGCACAUAGUCAUCAACAAUACAUUCAAUUUCUAUGAUUAAGUUCUUCUAAAUAUUACACACUGUAGCUUUAAGUAUUGAAUGCGUGAAGACAUAUUUUCUCCCUCACAUAUAAUCGUCUGAACCUCUCAGACCUCCCUCCUCCACUCACACCCCCCCUCUCCCUUCACCUCAUUGGUUCUCUUCAGUCGGAGUCCUGAAAGCAGGCCGACAAGCGAUGAAGCCUCAUAAUUGCGAGUCUUAAUUUCUCUGAAUUAAUCUCAUGCUGUCUCCCGUCCCAGCGGCGAUAUCUGGCAUCUGAGGCGAGAGCAGCGGGCAAAGCAGUGAACACGUUCACAGCCAGCAGGCCUCUCCUCGGGCCGAGCCACCUACUGUAUCCCUCACUCAGCUGAAGACUUGUGGGCUCGGCCGAGACGAGAUGAGAGCGUGUGAGUGACAGCUCUGUGUUCUGGCAGUGGCGACUGAUUGCACUCUGUCUAAACAGCCGAAGGCGGGGGAGCACGACUUGAUUAAGAUUGUUGUACGUUACGUGUCGUGAGUGGGAGUGUGUCUUGCUGAAUCCGUGUGCCAUUGACUCUGGAUGUGCUUGUGUCUCAGCAGAUGGCUCCAACUGCAUCCUGAGCGUUCGUACAACAAGAGGAAAUAGUCAGUGUUCGAGGGAGAAAAAACUAAAUGGGUUCAUGGAACACAAAUCUUUAUGCAUGAAGUUUAAUGUAAAAGAACAAAUGACGCAAAUUAGACCCAUUGAAAGUUUAAAACAACUCUGUAACUCCCUUCCCUUUUCUUAAUGCUGCUGUCCAGCAUCGUUUUCAAACAGAGCUCUGUAAAAGGCUCUUUCAGGUCCAGUUGAGUGUGGUUAAGGGACCGUAUCUGGCAGAAAAUGGAAUAUAGUAUUCAUAAUUGCGUUUUUAUCAGUGUGUAAUCACCUGGAACUAAGCAUUGUUUUUGUUUUCCUUAGCUCAGAAGGAGUGCUUCAUAUCUAGGGAGCAGGUCUUGUUCACCAUGUGUCCACAGAUGCCCAGAACGGACCAAGAGAGGGAACUCUCACUUUUUACGAAGCCUGAAGGCCACCGUACAGUAGGUUCUCGUACGCAGGCGGAGGCAGGGUAUUGAGAGGUAUUCAGCCGGGGUGCAAUAUUCCACCGAAUCCUACACACUGAACCUUUCAAUGUGCUCGUGAUGGCUCCAUUCAUGACAUCACGCUAAAAGACUGAGACUAAAACUCUGUCUCCUGCACAAAGAGACUCCGUUCUCUCCAGUUGAUAAUCCUUGGACAGUGUUGAAAAAUCACGGACAUGGAGCCACGUAGCCCAUACCAUAAUAAAUGCAAUGUAAACCCAGUGUUACACUUUUGCUCAUGCGUAGUGAUUUUUGAAAGGCUCACAUAUAACAGACACAACUCGCCAAACCCAUUUGAAUGCAGGACAGCGCUCUCAUUGCAGCCCAGUGUACACCAGGGCCAUGUGGAGAAAUCCAAAGUGUGACGGGCCGACUUCUCUUACCAAACCAUCGUUAGGGUAUGAUUGGAGGGAAGAAGCGCUCAUCGAAAGGUGAAUUCUGUCCCUGUGAGCGUGAGACGACCCGCAAACAAAGUGUGGAAGAGAAAAAGCUGAGAACCUCUGUUUGCUUCCUGUGCCCUAACAACUGUCCCUUACUGUAAACCUGAGGCACUCAAACGCAGCACUUGGUCGGCAAUGACAACCUCACAGAAGUGGUCGAGGCUGUUGUCCUCAGUCGCACACAGACAGACUAUUGAUUUCGGGAUUAGCCUGUCUGUCUUGGGUUCCUAUUAAGUUUGUCGAUGGCAUUGGCAGCACAAUCGCGGCGAUUGACCGCCAGGAUAAUUCCUAAAUGACGGGGAAACAGACAGUCUUUGUCUCCUGCACUCCACUGUCCACCUGCGAACGGGCGACUCGAGUACACGGUUCGACCCGGAUGUUGUUUAUCAUUAUCUUAUUGUUCUUACUCUUGUUUCCAGCUCCUCAGACCUUUCACAACUCGUUCUUUUCCUCUUGUGGCCGGCUGCAUCGCCUCUUUAACUGGUCAGUGUCUUUUGUAUAGCUUCACCCCCGGUGGUAUUUGUAUUGCAUUGUGUCUCCGUCUGAUACUGAGUUGAGACAAUUUAUCAUUGUCGAGAGGAUGGAUGGAUGGAUGGAUGGGGUUCAGUGAGAGAUUGAGUAAUGAAAGAGACAAACAGAGCAGAAACCAAUAACAAACACUUCUCUUCUCUGUGAUGUAAAUAUUCUGACGUUUUUCCUUUCAUUUGUUUUGAAUCCAUUUAAACUCUGGGUGUGUUUGUUGCUUAAAGCCUCUCUGGACCACAUUCAUACAGCCUCUGUAGAUCCACAACACAUCUCCCUCUUUCUGUCCGCCCCUCCUGCUCACACACACACACACACACACACACACACUCUGCCCCGAAGCAAGGUGAGGGUUCACCGUACAGACCAACUUCACUUCUUUGCAGUGCAUGAAGUAGAAAACAAAAAGUGCCGGUACUCCCUUUAUUCACAUGUGGCAUGUAUAUCAGCUGGUGUUAGCGAAUGACUAAUAUUACUUCAUGAAAUUCUGCAGUGAGUAAAAGAUACGAGGAGAAAAUGUAAAUUGUAAAGUUAAAAAUGACUGGACCUUAGUUACACAUCUUGCAGACUUAUGCGUACAAUGUUUCCAACAAUGGUCAAACUCAGAGAAGUCUGUCAUCUCGCCCGAGCCAACAGCACGUUUCAUUCUGCUCCAGGUCGGCAUUUGCUGUUUGGUUAGAAAUAGGAUUUGACCUUUGUGGCUCCGAGUCAUCGUCGCCAGGCCAACAUUACUGCCCUCUUGUUCUUCUCUUACUCUCGCUUAUCCAACAUUGCGACAUCCAGACUCUUGCGAGAACGAGGACAGGUGAGCGUCACGUAGUGCCUGCUGGGUAACGUCGAUUAUCAAGGGCCUCAGUGAACCGGCCAGAGAGUCUAAUAUGAAGUACUGGCAGCUUGGCUACUCCAAAGAGUUAAAUGUAGAAGUGGUACCGCUGCGUGCUCCACCCCCCCUCCCCACUCCCAGCCCCCACCACUUCGAGCACUGGUCCUUUGGCAAACUUCAGUCUGUGUCUGCGUGUGUUAACUGUGAGCACAGACACAACGUAUUACUGCAACUGAGCCCACCUCCGGCCGUGUGAACGUGGUCCACAAGUAUCUAUCCAUAUUUAUUGAUGUAUGUUCUUAUGAAUUCCAGUCCUGUCAUUGUAUAAUAUUCUUUACAAGACAAGUGAUCAUUAAAGAAAACCCUUGUUUGGAUCUGU
Molecule: messenger RNA, 11530 nt
Organism: Scophthalmus maximus (turbot)
Lineage: Eukaryota; Metazoa; Chordata; Actinopteri; Pleuronectiformes; Scophthalmidae
Gene: ncanb
Product: neurocan b
Exons: 20
Coding region: 611-4756 (1381 amino acids)
Biological process (GO): cell adhesion
Molecular function (GO): hyaluronic acid binding; calcium ion binding
Source: RefSeq, a predicted model, not a curated record